Ananas comosus (pineapple) is the source of this 2673-nucleotide messenger RNA. Its product is annotated as vacuolar-sorting receptor 1-like. Gene Ontology annotation, molecular function: calcium ion binding. Bases 460 to 2322 code for a protein of 620 amino acids. NCBI's taxonomy places the organism in Eukaryota, Viridiplantae, Streptophyta, Magnoliopsida, Poales, Bromeliaceae. The transcript has 12 exons. The record is from RefSeq and is a predicted model, not a curated record.
UCCCGAAGUCGGUUUCUAUGCGCCGAGAACGCCACGCUGUGAACACGACGCUUCUCAAAUCGUACACUGAAACCCUAAAUUGGAGUGGGAGAGGUGGAGGGAGAGAGAGAGAGAGAGAUUGGGUGUUUUCGGUGCUUAUUACUUCGAAUUUGCUUCGAAUUUGGGGUUUUCGAGGCGCAUUUUGAUCUGGGUUCUCUUCAAAAUUUGAUCAUUCGGUGAGAAAUUUGAGAUAUUUGGGUAAAAAUUCGCACCUUGUGAGAUUUGUGCUAGAGUUUUGAGAUAUCCGGGGAAAAAUUUGAUCUUUGUGUUUUGAGGCUUGUGAUAAAGAUUAAGUUGUUAAGUUCUCUUUCCAAAUUGGGGUUCUUAACGGGGGAGGGGGGGGGAGGAUUUGGGGUUUUUCCCUCUAAAUGCCCUUGGAUUAGCUUACCUUUUGUGGAAAUUUUCGUUUUGGGAUUUAAAAUGAGGGGGAAAUUGUGGUUUUCGAUUUGGGUUUUGUUUCUGUGGGGAUCCUGUUGGGGGAGAUUCGUUGUGGAGAAGAAUAGCUUGAAGGUGACUUCCCCUGAGGAUUUGAAGGGGAUUUAUGAGUGCGCAAUUGGGAAUUUUGGGAUUCCUCAGUAUGGUGGAACCAUGCUAGGGUUUGUGGUGUACCCAAAAUCUAAUCGAAAGGCUUGUAAGAGCUUUGAUGAGUUUGAUAUCUCUUUCAAAUCCAAGCCCGGAGCGUUCCCCACCUUUCUUCUUGUUGACAGAGGAGAUUGUUACUUCACGACAAAGGCAUGGAAUGCGCAGAAUGCGGGUGCCGCUGCUAUUCUUGUCGCCGAUAACAAGGUCGAACCCUUGAUAACCAUGGAUACACCCGAAGAAGACAGUAGCGUGGCCGACUAUUUCCAGAACAUUACCGUCCCUUCAGCACUUGUUAGCAAAAGCUUUGGUGACAGCCUUAAGAAAGCUCUGGACAAUGGCGAUAUGGUGAAUGUAAACUUGGAUUGGAGGGAGUCCCUUCCCCACCCAGACGAGCGUGUCGAGUAUGAGUUUUGGACUAAUAGUAAUGAUGAAUGCGGCGCCAAAUGUGAGAGCCAAAUUGAAUUUGUGAAGAGCUUCAAAGGAGCGGCGCAGAUACUUGAGAAGAAGGGUUAUACCCAGUUCACUCCGCAUUAUAUUACGUGGUAUUGUCCCGAAGCUUUCAUAUUAAGCAAGCAGUGCAAGUCGCAGUGUAUUAACCACGGACGGUACUGUGCACCUGACCCAGAACAGGAUUUUAGUAAGGGGUAUGACGGGAAAGAUGUUGUGGUUCAAAACUUGCGCCAGGUUUGCGUGUUUAAAGUCGCAAACGAGAGUAGAAAGCCGUGGUUGUGGUGGGAUUACGUGACCGAUUUCGCGAUUAGGUGCCCUAUGAAGGAGAAAAAAUAUACGAAGGAGUGUGCUGAAGAGGUGAUCAAGUCAUUAGGUCUCGAUCUUAAGAAGAUAAAUAAAUGUGUUGGGAAUCCUGAUGCUGAUGAAGAAAACCCUGUGCUUAAAGCUGAACAGGAUGCACAGAUUGGCAAGGGCUCGCGUGGGGACGUAACCAUCUUACCGACUCUUGUCAUUAACAACAGACAAUACAGAGGGAAGCUUGAUAAGGGUGCGGUGCUCAAAGCAAUUUGUGCUGGUUUUCAGGAGACUACUGAGCCAGCUGUUUGUUUAAGUGAAGGCAUAGAAACAAAUGAGUGCUUGGAAAAUAAUGGUGGAUGCUGGCACGAUAAGGCCGCUAAUGUCACAGCGUGCAAGGAUACUUUUCGUGGGAGAGUUUGUGAGUGCCCAAUUGUGAAAGGUGUGAAGUUUGUAGGAGAUGGAUACACCCAUUGUGAAGCUUCAGGAUCUGGUAGGUGUGAAAUUAACAAUGGAGGAUGUUGGAAAGAAACUAGAAAUGGUCAAACCUACUCUGCCUGUGUGGAUGGGGGAUGUAAAUGCCCUCCUGGCUUUAAAGGUGACGGAAACAAAAAAUGUGAAGAUAUUGACGAAUGCAAAGAGAGAACUGCAUGUCAGUGUUCAGGAUGCAAAUGCAAAAACACUUGGGGAAGCUACGAGUGCAAUUGUCGUGGAGAUUUGUUGUACAUGAAGGAGCAUGAUACAUGCAUAAGUAAGAAACCAACCACGGAGGUCGGCUGGAGCUUCAUAUGGGUAAUAUUCCUCGGCCUUGCAGCAGCUGGAAUUGGAGGCUAUGCGGUGUACAAGUACAGGAUUCGGAGCUAUAUGGAUUCGGAGAUUCGCGCCAUUAUGGCUCAGUACAUGCCAUUGGACAAUCAAUCUGAAGUUCCUAAUCAUGUUCAUCAUGGGGAUAUCUGAGCAGCGAAAACUCCCCGAGUAGCUAAAUUUGCUGAAACUAUCGGUUGCUGAAUUAAUAUUUGCAUCAGCAGAGAUAUGUUCAUUGGGCGUCGACUGUUGUAUUUCAGGAAAUUAUAUAGCUAGCUUGCCUGUAAAUUUCAAAGUUUAUCUAUGCCACUAUUUUGGGAAGAGUUGAACUGGUAUAGUGCUUUUAGUGCUCUGGAUUUAUGUUUGGAGUUUUAGAUAAUAAUAAUAAUGUGAGUCUUCCUUCUGAUAGUGGUAGCAUACUAAGUGUUGUUCAUCUUACUGUGUAUUUAUAUGUAUGCGCACCGCGGCUAUAUAUGACUAAUUUUCUUUGCUAGGGUUGUGAGA